This is a messenger RNA of Phytomonas sp. Hart1, 479 nucleotides long. The record is from the annotation of a GenBank genome assembly. NCBI's taxonomy places the organism in Eukaryota, Euglenozoa, Kinetoplastea, Trypanosomatida, Trypanosomatidae.
GAUCGAUCUCUAUUACACAAAAGGACGAUACGUAUUUAUUCAUUCUUAUUACUCAUACAAGCGAAUUUUGAAAGACCAUUUUAAACCAGAUAAUAUGAUGCGUCGACUUCAGUUACCAGUUGCAAAGCAACUGCUGAAUUGGGCACUUCCUACGGCAUCAUCUCGGAUGUUUUCACCUUCAACGGGUGAUUCAAGUGGUCCAGAAACGGGCAUCGACGAAAAAUUUGAGUUCUUUGAUGACGAUCUUUCGUUCCUUGACGAGUUUUGUAGCGAAGAGACGGGCGAUUUGAAAUCAUUUAUUCCUGACGAAGACGCCAAAUUUUUGGACCAGGAGGGCAAGUAGUAUAGCGGUCUAAAUAACAACAACUAGAAACAUGAUAAAUACGAAAGGCUUGCACUUGGGUAGCGUUUGGUAAAAUUUAUUCGAACUUAUAAAAUACAUAUUUCGAUAAAUAUAAAUAUAUCUAUCUAUAUAUAUA